GUUCAUGCAUCUGUCAGACACUAAACUGAAAAGUCAUACUACUGUAUUUCUAACUAACACCCUCUUCUCCUUUGACAAUUCACACCAGUAUACACUCCUGUCUCUCUCUCACCGUUGUGAAGCACCAUUGAAUAGCUCAUUCACUUUACCCCUAACAGAGACUCCACACCAAUCCCAAUGCAACAGCUCAUUGCUUUAACCUCUUAAAAACCUCAACUUUUCUCUUUAGUCUGAAAGAUCACAAAAAUUCAGCAAACAUGGGUGCUAAUUAUUUUCUCUUAACUUUCUUUCCUCUGGUUUUUGCAUUUUCUUGCAUCAAACCUGUUUUUGGAAAUGCUGAGGUUAGAGCAUUAAUGGAGAUAAAGUCUUCUUUGGAUCCAGAAAACAAGAAACUUUCUUCAUGGACAAGUGAUGGUGAUCCAUGUAGUAGUUCUUUUUUUGGUGUGAUUUGUAAUGAACAUCAUAAAGUAGCAAAUAUUACAUUGCCAAACAGCGGACUUACUGGAAAGUUGUCACCAGCAAUUGCAGAGCUGAAGUGUCUAUCAGGGCUUUACUUGCAUUAUAAUUCUUUAACAGGGGAGAUACCAAAGGAACUUGGGAGUUUGACUGAGUUGAAUGAUUUGUAUCUCAAUGAAAACAAUCUUACUGGGAUUAUACCACCUGAACUUGGAAACAUGGCAAGUUUACAAGUGCUAGCCUUGAGUAGUAACGGGUUGACAGGGAAAAUACCAACAGAGAUUGGAUUCUUGAAGAAGUUGAGUGUUCUUGAAUUGCAACAUAACAGGUUGACCGGUGAAAUUCCAGAAAACUUAGGAAUCCUGGGGACGCUGAAAAAGCUAUAUUUGGGAUUCAAUCAGCUAUCUGGUCCAAUUCCAUCAAAAUUAGCUAAUGCUCCCCAGUUGGAAAAUCUAGAAGUACAAAAUAACACCCUCUCUGGAGUUGUUCCUCCAGUUCUGAGGAGAUUGAAUGGAAAAUUCAAUUAUGAAAGCAAUCCUGGUUUAUGUGGUACUGGAUUUACUUCAUUGAGAGUUUGCACUGCCUGGGAUAAUGUCAAUGUGGAUCCAGUUGGUUCUGAUGUACCUGAUUCCAAUAAUAACAGCGUCCCUAAAGAUGUCCCAGGAGCUGCUAAUAUUAGUCAGUUGCAUUGUAAUCAAACUCAUUGUUCAAGAUUAUCAAAAUUUCCUCAAGCACUUAUUGUUGCUUCAGUGAUUACAGUCACUGUAACUUUGGUAGUUGCUGUAGUUUUCGGUAUAUUCAGACGAAGAAGGCUUAAACAAAAAGUGGGGAAUACAUCUGAUGCUUCUGAUGAUAGGCUUAGCACUGAUCAGACAAAGGAAAUGUACAAGAGAAGCCCCUCUCCGUUACUUACUGUUGAGUACUCAAGUCGAUGGGACCCUAUGACCCCUGAAAAGAGCUGCAAUAGCAUGUACAAUGAGUUCUUAAAUGGAUUCAAGUUCAAUUUGGAAGAGGUUGAAUCAGCAACUCAGCAUUUUACAGAGUUAAAUCUAUUGGGACGGAGCAAUUUCUCUGCUGUGUACAAAGGAACUUUAAAAGAUGGAUCUAUGGUAGCUGUAAAAAGCAUCAGUGUGACGAGUUGUAAGUCAGAGGAGACUGAGUUCCUGGAAGGAUUAAGCUUAUUAUCUUCCUUGAAACAUGAAAACCUUAUCAAGCUAAGAGGUUUCUGUUGUUCAAAGGGAAGGGGUGAAUGCUUUUUAAUCUAUGAUUUUGCUUCUAAAGGGAAUCUCUCUCAGUAUCUUGAUGUUGAAGAAAAUAGCAGGCAUGUUCUUGACUGGUCCACAAGGGUUUCAAUCAUCAAGGGAAUUGCAAAAGGACUAGGAUAUCUGCACAGCUCAGAACCAGACAAACCUUCCAUGGUUCAUCGCAACAUAUCAGUGGAAAAAGUCCUCCUUGAUCAACAGUUCACUCCACUAAUACUGGACUGUGGUCUACUAAAGCUACUUGCUGAUGAUGUUGUUUAUUCGGCACUUAAAGUCAGUGCUGCACUUGGAUAUAUGGCUCCUGAAUACAUUACAACUGGACGAUUCACAGAGAAGAGUGAUGUAUAUGCAUUUGGAGUAAUUAUACUUCAAGUACUCUCUGGUAAAGGACUUCUUGACUGUUCAAUGAGGCUUGCAGCUGAAUCUUGCAACUUUGAGAAUUUUAUUGACCCAAAUCUCAAGGGAACAUUCUCUGUAAGUGAGGCAACUAUGCUAACUAAACUUGCAGUAAAUUGCACCCUUGAGGAUCCAGAUAACAGGCCAAGUAUGGUUUCGGUGAAUGAAGAAUUGAACGGGUCUAGUUGUGGUUGAAAAGGGAAAAGACGAGUCUUCUUCCGACGUUGAAAAUUGUUGUUGAUUAUUAACCAUAGGGAACAAGUGCCAUAGCGAUAGAGCAGCAGUUUUUCUAUCUACUGUAUUAUGCAACAUCACUUGAUCUUUUGUAAAUAAAGAGACAGAUUGAACAGAUUCUUUGUAAGGUUUGAAGGUGAAAUUGAGUUGCCCCUUGGCAUCUUUGAUUGUAGCUCAGAAGAGAGAAAAAGGAUGCUAACGAAUUUUUACCGUUAUUUGAAAAUUUUACAGUAUUUUGAUGUCUUUUCAGGGACAAUAUCCUAAUUAAUGCAUUCUCUUUACUUGUCAAAGUUCUU
Molecule: messenger RNA, 2644 nt
Organism: Lycium barbarum (goji berry)
Lineage: Eukaryota; Viridiplantae; Streptophyta; Magnoliopsida; Solanales; Solanaceae
Product: BRASSINOSTEROID INSENSITIVE 1-associated receptor kinase 1
Exons: 4
Coding region: 258-2309 (683 amino acids)
Biological process (GO): protein phosphorylation
Molecular function (GO): ATP binding; protein binding; protein kinase activity
Source: RefSeq, a predicted model, not a curated record